Alligator mississippiensis (American alligator) is the source of this 2450-nucleotide messenger RNA. RefSeq lists its product as uncharacterized. The transcript is spliced from 7 exons. The coding region runs from base 1307 to 2185 and encodes 292 amino acids. NCBI's taxonomy places the organism in Eukaryota, Metazoa, Chordata, Crocodylia, Alligatoridae. The record is from RefSeq and is a predicted model, not a curated record.
GCCCUCGAUCCUUCCCCUGCCCCUUCCCUCUCCCCCCGCCCCUUUCCCUCCACUUAUUAGCUGGGGAAAAUCCAGAGAUGUGGGGGUUGGAUUGGGAGAUUGCGAGCUGGAGUUUAUUUUGAAUUUGAAAUCCUGAGUAUUGCGAUGGUUUUGUGACUGUUGGCAUUACUGUGUUAAGCUGAAGAGAAGUUAUAUUUGGUUUUCAUCGAAGACAAUAAACUAAGCCAGCAUACCAAUUGAAUGCUAUAAUUCAGCCUAGUUGUGGCCUAUGGUGCAAUUCUUGAAGUCUUGGCUCAGGUUUUAGACUUGUGAUGGUUCUGGAACCAGGGGAACCAGCUUGUGUUACUUAAAUGCUUGUAUUACUCUUGGUUUCCCACAUGACUUGAUUGCAUAGUCUCCUUGUACUCUAAGAGAACGAUGGAAUCAGGCCCUGCUUGUAUUUCACUUUGAAAACUGUGUGUUGCCAGAGUCGUCACAGUGAGUAGGGAAUUGCACUGUAUUUUUAAUUUUACACUUUUUCAUAGGCUGUCUCAUACAUCCCCGUCUCACUUGUAAAAGCACAUGUACAAAUGCUCUGUAAAUGUGUGCGUAAGAUUAUUUUUUCCCCUGAAGUUCUAAAAUCCAUGUGUGUUUUAGAGAACUUAUAUUAAGGGGUGUGCGCCCAGCAGUAAAUGACUCUGGCAACAGACUAUUUACAAACUGAAAUGCAAAUGAAUUUGCUGUGCUAUGCCAUAUAAUACAAGGAGAAUAUUAAGUUGUUGUAUAACACUGCCACUUUGAUUUACAGACAAUUUGUAUCCAGGACAAAUUGACAAACAGCAAACAAGGCCCUUCAAGUCAUGAAAGUGAGUUUAGCAAAAUCCCAUGGUUUAGCAGAACCUGAAAUACAACAGCUCUCCUUCCCUUUCAUCUUGCUGUUCUGUUUUCCUCAAUUAGAUUUCCCCUCUAAUAUCUUUGUUUUCUAACAUUUGAAGCAAUAGAAAUGAACCCAUGGCCCUGUUGCUAGGUUUCAAGCUGACUUUAUGCCGCCAACUGAGUCACUAUUUUCAUUUUUGAAUUCUGAAUUAAGUCCUGAGGCAAAAAGGAUCCUGUUUCUUAGCAACACAGAUGGGCAGAUUAUACAUUCCAGCUCUUUUGUACAACAAAAGAAUAAACAGCUUCUGGAAUAAACAUGUGCUGCAAGUUCAUCUGUUUGCUUAGCUUCCCCUGGCCCCUUGCAGAGGAGAAGGCUGGCUGUGCAAUACAGUAUGUGAAGUUCGUCGGAAAGAACUGACUUGAGAGAGCGCAGGCACCACGUGAAGUAGAAAUGGCGACCAUUCUUCACAAAGGCAAACAUCCCUUCUUCUCCUUUGAUAGAAAAAUCAAAUUUACUGCAAGCCUGGAUUUGGCCUUUGCACAGAAUCAAAGUUUUAAGCAACCUCCCAGAACCGGUUCAGAUACAUGGCAAAAGCAGCCUCCUGAUUUUAGUUACAAGCUUUAUCAAACUUCCCAACCACCACCUCAGGCAUGUCAAAAAGAAAAAGAAGAACUGAAGAAGAGCAAGAGUUCAAAAGCUGACACCAUCCAGCAGCUAUCUAUGAGAUAUUCUAGCCAGUUCCUCCCUCCUUUGGGAAGGAAGAAGAAAUUGCCCAUGUUUGUCACAAGGUUUCCCCAGGUGGGCUUAUAUGAAGCUGAGAUAAUGUUUGUAAAGAAUGGAAAGUAUAAGACUGGCACAUACCAGGAUCCCAAACCCUAUGACUUUAGGCAGUCUGAAGCUAACAUGCCAGAAUUUGUGACAAGUUAUGCCGGAGACCCUUUCAAUUUAAAGUUCAAAUCACAGAAUUUAAACACAGGUAAGUCUUUUCUAACACAGAAAUUAAUUGAACCAAAGACAUUUAAUAUACAUUCAGGUGCCAUCCAGUGUUGUCCUUUGCCUUUUUAUAGUACUCAGAUAUUUAUUACUUACAAGCCUCGUGAAUGCAAGUGGGAUUCCACGUUAAUUCUGCCAAAGAAUCCCUGGCCACCCAAACCUGCCUCAUUUACGAGACACAAAAGACGGCGUGGUGCCUACACUGCAUUCCUAGAUCGUGUGGAAGAAAGGUUAAGUAACAUCUGGCAACAUGGGGAUCCCAGGCUAAUGGGCAGGACAAGAAGAGAGCAAUGCAAUGGAAGUUCUACAGCAAUAUCCAACAUUCCUGAACUAUGAAACAUAAAUAUCACCACAAACUCUGAGAGAUACUAGUGGUAUUUAUCCAUAUUUCUCAUACACCUUGUUGUGUCAGGUCUCAGCUUUUUGAGAAUCCUGGCUUGGAAUAACAAAGGAGGGCUAGAGCUCUUAGUUCAUACAAAUUAUCCUGGGUAGAUCCAUUAAUUAAGAACUUGUAAUGUCUUUAGUACAAUGCAGUUGGUGUAACUUUUAAAGCACUGAUUCAAAAUAGAAACAAAGUAAAAUGUAGCAUGAGUUUGCAAAA